This is a messenger RNA of Ambispora leptoticha, 1059 nucleotides long. NCBI's taxonomy places the organism in Eukaryota, Fungi, Glomeromycota, Glomeromycetes, Archaeosporales, Ambisporaceae. The record is from the annotation of a GenBank genome assembly.
AUGGCCAGUUGUGGAUGUCUCUAUCAUCAAAAGUGUCUCGAAAAACAUAUACUAACUGUGGGAGCGAGAUGUCCGAAUAUGGGAUGCAGAUACAAAGACAUUGAAACCUCCUUCACCUCAGAUAUUAGUGAGACAGGAACACAAGAUCCAAUGGAGAUAUCACCACAAUUAUCCACGAUAGCUGGGCAGAAGGACCUUUCUAGCUUUAUGACUGGAGAUCCUCAAUUAUUCGAAAGUGACCCCUUGCAGAGCGACACGAAUAAUAAAGCUCAAGAAAAAGAUACUGCCCACACAAUAGAUGAGAAUGCUUCACCGCUCAAGCCAACUACUGAAAUAUGCUCCAAGUGCUCCGAAUCCAUCUCUUCAGAGCGAUCAAAGCCGGUCGUAUUAUUGACGUGUAAACAUGUUAUCCAUUUCGAGUGUAUCGCUAGCAAGCGUAACUUAUGUCCUAAAUGUCCAUCGGCGGAUGAUCUGGAAAAAGAAGGAUAUUAUAUCUCACCUAGCAUCUCACUUAACGAAGCUCCCAAAAAGAAAAGGAAGAAAGAGGAAGAUAACGUUCAUGAAAAUAAGCCUAGGAGGAUCCCAAAACCGCAAGUCAUAAUUCGAGAGUUAUCAGUCGUGGAAAUUUCCGAUGAAUCAUCAAUCACUGCACCUUCCGAAGAUUCCAACAUGGAAGAGAUAUCCACUAAACUCUAUCGCCUGUAUUAUGAAGUUGAUAAUGUUGAAAAGAGCGGGAAUCAAACAAAUCGGAAUGUUAUUUAUCGUUAUUUUCAGUUCGGGAAAGCUCUAUCAGAACGACUCAUUGAAUUAUUGAAGAGUAAACCCCCGCAAACGACAUAUACAGAACUGAACGGUGAAGUUAGAGAACAUCUUCCGAAAAACCUCAAUAAUGCUAUGGUACGAAAGAGAACAGACACUGCUAGAAAAAUUUAUGAUGUAUUUAGCAAAAUUGGAGAAGAUAAAAUUUCGCGCGUUAAAUCAUUUACUGCAUCUAGCUUUUCUGACUUAACUAGAAGUGAGGUCAAAUAUAUCAUCGAAAACUUCCCCUCUGAUAAAUAA